This is a messenger RNA of Hevea brasiliensis (rubber tree), 2898 nucleotides long. RefSeq lists its product as uncharacterized. Bases 548 to 2671 code for a protein of 707 amino acids. The transcript is spliced from 5 exons. NCBI's taxonomy places the organism in Eukaryota, Viridiplantae, Streptophyta, Magnoliopsida, Malpighiales, Euphorbiaceae. The record is from RefSeq and is a predicted model, not a curated record.
CAACCACUGUCCAUAAACAAUUCAGAAAAAUAUGCAUCAUGCACUUAACAAUACCUACAAAAGUCCUCUAAAAAUCUCUUACAAAAAGUCUUUUUGAAAAGAAUAUUGGAUUUUUUGCAAUUAUGGUUUGUUUUAGCUUUUUGUAAUUUACCUUAGCUGCCUGUUCUGGGUAGCCAAGUAAACACAAGCGUGUCAACUAGUUUAUCCUUCACUUCCCUUCUUCUCUCUUUUUAUUCUCUCUCUCUCUCUCUCUCUCUCUCUCUGUUUCUUUUUCUACUUCUUGUUCUUGUUUAUGAUUUGCCAUUGAUCUCUCUCUGUGUCUCUCUCUUUCUUUCCCUCUUUUCAAGAAACAAACAAAGCUGGUCUCUGGAUCUGCUACAUCUUGCAGAUGUAGAAUCUGUACAACUGGAUAUGAAAUAUAUGUUGAAAAAAUGUCUCCAGAAAACAUCCAAAGCCCCAUUGCUGUUUGAAUUUUUCAUUCAUCUUGAUUUGAAGAAGAAGACGAAGAAAGGUUUUGAAACAUUAGUUCACUUUACUAAAGAGUCUCAUGGAAGAAAAGCAAUUGGAUUUUAAUCAGCCACUUCUAUCUGUGAGGAGGUUCUCAUCAACAGGAUCAACUACAGAAGCUGAUAACAAAAGGAAAACUGAUAAUACUCGCCCUAAAGUGCCCCCUCUUCCUGUCUACAAAUCAGAAUUGAAAUCUGGCCCAGUGAGGAACCCGGGAACUGUUCCUUUUGUAUGGGAGAAAACCCCAGGAAGGCCCAAGUAUGAAAGCAAACCACAAACAGUAACCCUUGCACAGCCUCCUGUUGUCCCAAAGCUUCCACCAGGGCGGAUUUUGAAUGUUGAAAGGCAAGCUUUAGAUAAAAGUUCUGAAGGCACGGCUGCUGGUCAGUUGGAAGCAAGAAAUGGCCCUUCUGGUUCUUACAGUGUUCCAUCUUUGGAUAAAAAUGUAACUGAAGAAGAGAGCUCCAGAGAAGUGAAAGAGGGGACAUAUAUUUCUGGUUCAGAUGAUGAUAAUGAGGCCUAUGAAGAUGCACUUGAUACACUUUCCCGAAGUGAAUCUUUCUUCUUGAAUUGCAGUAUAAGCGGAGUAAGUGGUUUGGAUGGUCCAGAUAUGAAACCAUCUGGUACUUUCUCAACAGAUCCACAUACUCGAGAUUUCAUGAUGGGUCGAUUCCUGCCUGCAGCAAAAGCAAUGGCUUCAGAAACUCCUCAACAUUCUACUAAGAAGCUCCCUGUUGUACAAGAACAACCAAGAAAGAUAAAGAAAAUAGUAACUGUGGAAGAACAUAAUAAAUUCAAUCAAUGCAGAAGACUAAACAAUAUACCACAUUAUGACCAAGCUGAUGUACUGGAAGAAACUGAACAUGAGGAUGAUUAUUAUGAUGGACCAGAUAAUUCAUCCUUUAAAGUUUGUGGGUUGUUCCCUCGGUUAUGCUUGCAAAAUUCCUUUUGUCUUUUGAAUCCUGUACCAGGGAUGAGAAAACAGGCCCAGCUGCACAUUUCUUCAUCCCAUAUGAAAAAAGUAAAGUCUUCAUAUGCUGCUUAUUGCAACGAAACUGUCAGUGAGCAUGACAAGGACACCGUACGCAAGCAAAGAUCAUUGGGUGCAACAGGGAUGCAUGACGAUAAGAAUGAGCUGAAAAAUGAAUCAAAUAAGAUUGCUUGCAGAAGUGACUAUCAGAAAUUGGAUGGAUCAUCUCUGUAUAAGCGUUUGCAGGGUAAUGGCGCAUCACCUUACCAAGGAAAAAUUUCUCAAUCUGCUGUUCAUGAAGAAAAAGGAUAUUUAGUGAUUCCUGAUAAAUCUAAACAUUCUGGGAUGAGCGGCAUUAAUGCCGAUGGAAAUGUUGGCGAAAAUUUUCGGGAAUUAUUGGCCAAAGAAAGAAAUGAAUGGGAAUCAACUUCUGCUAGUCCCGUGGUUGAGAAAACUCUGUACAUAGAUUCUGUAUAUAUGCUAAAACCCCAAGUUUCAAAUUCAAGUUCUUCAGAUAUGAAAGGCGUAAUUGAUUAUGGAAGAGAAGCUGUCGAUGAUUCUUCACUUCAAGCUAUGAAGCAUUUUGAAGCUGCAAGUGAAAAGGGAAAUAUGGUAGCUGAAAGUCUGGAGUCUGCUGAUUCUUGUCCAUCAUCUGGCAGAUCAAUGCAUGAUGUGAAAAUGGUUGUGAUGGAUAAUUCCAGGCAUGAUCAAGACCUUUUAGGCACCUCUUUUACCCCAGCAAGCCCAAAAGUGGAUAAGGAUGGGAAGAUUAAAUUGGAAAGACUAUUGGGUCAGAAAUCUGGCAACUUAGAAAGCUCUCAUGGUCUCUUCCAGGAUCCUAUCAAGAUGACAACCACAGAAGUGGCUGAUGAUGGAAAAGUUGAUUUAGAAAGCAAACUUUGUACAAAAUUAAGUGAUCAAGAGACUUCUACUGGCUGCUAUUCUCUACUACCUCCUCCCCCACCUUUACCAAAAUCUCCAUCAGAGUCUUGGCUAAAGCGGACUUUACCUGCUGUUUCCUCAAAGCACAUACGUUCAAGGUCUAAUCUCGGUAUGCAUGCUUAUCCUAGAGUUCAGGCUUCCAAAACAGACUCCCCUGAUCCUAAGUGGGAAACAAUUGUCAAAACUUCUAAUGUACAACAUGGGCACUUGCGAUUUUCAGAGGAAUUGCUGACACCAAUACCUGAAGUUUAGACUGCAAGACUCAUCUUUAGUACAAUGGCUCAAGAAUAUACUUUGCAGGAGUGCACAUUGUUUAUUGGUUUGCAUAGUUGUGAAGAUUGAAGAAAUCUGCCAUCUUCUUUGUAUUUUCAAUCUCCAAAGUGCUUCAGUUUUUUAGAAUUGGUAUACACUGUAAUUGUAAAUCAAGAAAACCAGACAAUUCUCUUCCUCUAAUAAGAAUAUGUGAUUAGUGUUUUUUU